Messenger RNA from Mya arenaria, 2973 nucleotides. RefSeq lists its product as uncharacterized. Lineage: Eukaryota; Metazoa; Mollusca; Bivalvia; Myida; Myidae. The record is from RefSeq and is a predicted model, not a curated record. Bases 206 to 676 code for a protein of 156 amino acids. The transcript is spliced from 3 exons.
UGAGUACUAUUCUGCUUCGUAGCCGUUCUGUUGGCGACUUCCAGGGAUAUUUGAGAGAAAGGGGUGUUAUUUUUAGUGAGUCUAGGAUGAUGCCUGCAUUAGUAGAGCUGUGUAGUUUGGCACAAGAGCUAAGGAUUGAGUUCGCUCCCGUGGAUUAUUUGAAGAUCGGCCUGAAGUUGUCAGUCAGAAGUUGAUACUGAGUGAUAUGUGUCUUAUGCCUCCACAAUGGCUGUCUGUGACUACCGGUUUGUCUAUCGUUCCAGUGCUGUCAAUUUAUGAAAUUUAUAAUUACUUGAUUAGAUUUUAUGACCACGCCUCCUUAAGGGCAUAUCACCAGUUUGAGGGAUAUGAAAUGUUCCAAGAUGGCUAUACACGAGAUAUUGAGACGGUGCUAUAUCCAAAUACUGUCUAUUUUGCUGUGAAGGUAAAGGUGAAACCCCGGACGAAUGAUAAAGAUCCGAUAACCAAGAGAGACUUAUACAAAUGUUGGAUCGUGACGAAGAACGUUGAAGAGGGAUCCAUUAAAUAUGCUUAUUGCAUUUGCAAAGGAGGCACACAGACAGCAAUGCCACUGUACUCACCAUUGUCUGAAGAGUUCCCAACUCCUGAUCCAAACAUUUUCCUCCAAAGAGUAAACGAUCUUCAACCAACAGCAUGCGCAUUACGUGCCGUGUGACUGUUCGAAAAAUAAGAUUUAAAAUGUAUCACCUCUGAGCGUCAAAACACCGAUGGACAACAACAAUACUUUGUUAUUUCACUUCAAGAUGUAAUUGAUUCAAUUAUGGUUAAAACAGGCAAAGCAACUGCUACAUACAACUAAUCUUUAAAAAUCAAUAGAAGGUAUUAAAAAGUGUAAAAGUAAAGAAGCGAUAGUAAAACAGUAUUAAAAGACACGGGCCGAGUUAUAUAAAGUGUACAAACAUCAAAAACUGUUCUAAAUAUAUCUAAGAAGUACAAAUUUUUCUGAUCUAAUGGAUCGUGUAUAACUUACAAAACCAGUGGAAUAAAACUUAAUGCAACAUUAAUACAGCCAGUAAAAUGGACAUACGGAACGAUGGUACUAGAAUAACUACAGAAUGAUAAAAAAAGAUAAAAAAGAGAAAAAUGACAAGUUAAGGUAAACUGUGUAUAAUGCCAAUUAGUUCCCAUAAAUUUCAAUAAAGAAGUGUGUCUUCAGGGCUCUUUUAAAAGAAGCAUACGUGUCACAGACCCUUAUUCCUCUUGGAAUAGAAUUACACAGCUUUGAGGCAGCAGUCACACAACUUCUGGCACCAUACAUAGCAGUCCGACUUCUUGGUACACGUACUGUUACAGAGUUAUUGCUUGAUCUUCGGUCUCGUAGGGGUCUAUAUACCUCUAACAUGUUUUUGAUAUAAUCCUGUGAUUGGUCAUGCAAGGCAUUGUAUGUAAUAGAGAGUGUUCUGAACAUUUUGCAUUUUGUUCAUCACGGUUUUAGGUAUGCCAAUCAGUAGCACAUUACAAUAGGUGAAUCUUAAUUUGACUAGAGAGUUUAGAAGAUAUUUCGUGGCGUCAUUAGUCAGGUAUGGUAUGAUGUGACCUAUUUGCCGUAAGUGACCAUAGGAAAAUCGACAGACCGAGUUCACAUGCUGUUCCAUGUUCAUCAUUGAAUCCAGCAUUGCUCCAAGACUUCUGACGCAUGUGGUUGGCUUUAUCUCAGAGACUCAAACAUUAACUAAGAUAACCGAAACUAAUUUAGCAUUGCGUUUUUGAUGUAAAAAGUAUUUCUUCUGUCUUGUCAGCGUUCAGUUUUAACAUGUUGUCAUACAUCUAAGACACAAUAUCAUUGAGACAGGCCUCAAAACGACGCAAUGCCUGGGAACCCGUAUCUGUUGGUUCAAAAGAUAAGUACUGUUGUGAAUCAUCGGCAUAAAAAUGAUGCUUAUGUCUAUGAUUUCUACAAAUGUCACCAACUGGCUUGGUGUAAAUGAUACAGUUUUUGGGUCCUAAAACCGAUCCUUGGGGUACACUGUUAUUCAUCAGUACUUGUCUUCACAGUUCACCGUCAAUACACACAGUCUGGUAGCGAUCACUAAGAUAUGAGGACAUGCGAGCGUUUUCCUCAAUUCCGAAAUGAUGUUCCAAGCGGUUUAAAAGAGUGUUGUGAUCAAUGGUGUCAAAAGCUGCAGACAGGUCGAUUAGAAAAAGUACUGUGACUUUGUUUUUGUCAAGGGAUUGGAGAAUGUCAUUAUUAGAUUAAAGCGGUGUGUAUUCUUGUUGAGUCCAGGUUUAUUUAAAAGAGGUCUGAUUCGUGGGCUUUUAAAAGACUUUAGUACGUAUGCAGUUUCAAGCGAGACGUUGAUGAUCUUUGUCAACAUAGGUAAUAGUUCAUCUAUGCACAUCUUCAGAAGCCAUGUUAGUAGAAGGUUUAUUUCACACGAUCUAUUAAGGGAUCGUAAAAUGAUCUUCUUUACCUCUUCUUCUGGAGCUGCCAUAAAUUCUACAAGCUGGCAUACGGUUAAUGGUUGAUCAACCACUUGCGUACCUGAGAAAGAGUCAGACUGACCGGUGUUUGUAAUUAUUUCUCUACGUAUACUUUCAAUUUUAUUGAUAAAGUCACUAAAGUAUUGAGCCAGUCCUUUAGACUCUUUGUUAGAAGGCAAGACAAUCUCAUUCGAACCUCCCAGUAAAUGUUUGGUUAUCUUAAAUAAACUCUAAUAAAUAGCUAUGUACUGAGGGAAGUAGCAAUUAAAACUUCUUACUCACUUCGUGACCUUUUUAAUACCUCACUUCGUCUCGUCAAUGUACCAUGUAAGUGGAAGCUGGCUCAUAUAUGUGCUAUUUAUAAGAAGUCUGACCCACAAGAUGUUGAAAGUAUCGUCCUAUUUCCUUACUACGUUUUGUCUGUAAGGUUUUUGAAAAAAUAAAUGUAUAAGUAUAUUUUUAACUUCAUUUUAAUCUGGUUUUGUUCCUCCUUUGUUAACCAGAUCGUAUCGAUUUAUCAUUUUUUGUUUG